Hyposmocoma kahamanoa is the source of this 614-nucleotide messenger RNA. Its product is annotated as bifunctional glutamate/proline--tRNA ligase-like. The transcript is spliced from 3 exons. The record is from RefSeq and is a predicted model, not a curated record. The annotation marks the transcript as partial. NCBI's taxonomy places the organism in Eukaryota, Metazoa, Arthropoda, Insecta, Lepidoptera, Cosmopterigidae.
GACAUUUCUGUCGUGUGUGGUGGUCGACAGGUGUUAAUUUUACUCAAAUAAAUAAGAAAAUUAACCCGAAACACGCGAUAAUCACUAACAAUGAAGAUCUUGUGUAAUAAAUCUAACCCACCUUUAGGUGGUUUCUUGGCUAUAGAGCUAUACAGGUCCAUGUCGAAGAGUAUUGAAGUGUCCUGGGGAACUGAAGCGUCUGUAACAUUGCCCAAUGCUUUGAAAUCUGUGCCAUAUGGAACUAGUAAUGAUUUAAUAAGGAUUAUUGAGAAUGCUUUCAAUAAGUCCGCUGGGCCGCUGCAGAGGGUUACGAUGAACCAUUGGCUGUCUUUCAGUCUCAUCCUGGAUGAAGAAAUCCCAAAAUCUAUUGAGUACCUGGACAAGGCGUUGGGUCCAUUGACAUAUUUAGUUGGCGAAAGUUUGUCUGUCUCUGAUCUUGCUGUUUUUAGCGUUUUGUAUGUAUCCUCGAAAUUCAAGGAGCUAUCGAAGUCCAACCCUCCAAAAAACAUCCUGAGGUGGAUGAAACUCAUCCAAGCUCAACCACCAGUAGCAAAAGCACUCAAGGAACUGCCCGCUGAUGCCUUGGAUAACUUGUAUAAGGCUUUUGCAUCCAG